Messenger RNA from Nymphalis io (European peacock), 2512 nucleotides. RefSeq names its product putative phosphatidate phosphatase. Lineage: Eukaryota; Metazoa; Arthropoda; Insecta; Lepidoptera; Nymphalidae. Bases 176 to 1018 code for a protein of 280 amino acids. Gene Ontology annotation, biological process: phospholipid dephosphorylation; phospholipid metabolic process; signal transduction. The transcript is spliced from 6 exons. Gene Ontology annotation, molecular function: phosphatidate phosphatase activity. The record is from RefSeq and is a predicted model, not a curated record.
CGCACGCGAAUCGGACAAUUUCAUUUAAAAAAUAAAAUGUUUUAAUUAUUGUUAACAUAGAUUAGCCCUUCAUUAGAUCCGUUUGGUGUAAAUUCAAAUGUAGAAUGCAACAGAUAACAUAAAUAAUAGAACAAAAUUAUCUUAUUAAUCAGUACCUAAUAUUUUAAUGUGAAGUAUGGCCGUGGACAAAUUGAUAUGGAAGAUUAUUUUGGAUAUCCUUGUAUUAGCUUGUGUGGGUGUACCGUUGCUAGUCCUCCAUCUAAUCGCUGAACCGUACCACCGCGGUUACUUCGCCGACGAUGACAGCCUAAAGUUGCCAUAUAAAGAGCAAACGGUAUCCGAGGGUCUUCUGGCGGGAGUCGGAUUCGCUUUUAUUGUAGCCACGGUUGUAUUAAUCGAAAUAGUUCGUGACAAACAAGGAAAGGGCGUUGGCGAGAAGUUCCUCUCCGGUUCAUUGAUAUCAGGAUGGAUAUGGGAGAGUUACACCACUAUUGGCGUGUUUGCUUUCGGCGCGGCGUGCCAACAGAUGACCGUGAAUUCAGCCAAAUAUGUCAUAGGAAGACUAAGGCCUCAUUUCUUUGAUGUAUGCAAGCCAAUCCCAAGGGCGAUGUCAAGCUUGAAUAGCUCGGGUUAUAUCCAAGACUUCAGUUGCAUGAAUACAAAUGCAGCUCAACUAAAGGACAUGAGGCUGUCAUUUCCCAGCGCUCAUUCAAGCUUCGCUAUGUAUACCGCUAUUUUCUUCAUCUUCUACAUACAAGUGAAAGGCAAAUGGCGGGGAUCUAAGCUGUUAAGACACGGGAUACAAUUCGCUGUACUAAUUGCUGCGUGGUACGUGGGUCUGUCGCGGGUGGUAGACCACAUGCAUCAUUGGAGCGAUGUGGCUGUUGGCUUCGCUGUUGGUGCUGUGUAUGGAAUUAUUGUGUUUGUGUACAUAUUGAAACCUAAGAAAUACGGAGUUCCGGGCACUUGGGAGAUCACACAGCCAGAAAUCCUACCGAGACCGGUGCUCGCUCGAUGAUCUCUUGUAAAUUAAUUAACAAAUCUAUAACAUAAUUAUAUUUGACGAAAAGACUAAAUACGAGAUUUACAUUUAAAAUGUAAUUUGACUGACAGUGCACUACUACAGACGCAAAAAGGUCUCCAACCUGAUUUCGCUUUGUUAUUAAUAUUCUAUGUUGUUAAUAUUCUUGAACAGAUAUGUCUUGUCGCUGAUUGGUUAAAUAUUCGCUUCAACCACAGCUAUUGACCAAUGUCCAUUCAGAUUAAAGCCGAAUACAGGAGACUGAUUUCGUCCAAAAGAUAAGAAUUUAACUUAAAUAACAAUAAAUAUCUGUGAAAAUACUUCUUUACAAAACUAUUAAAACCUAAUAAAAUAUAUGUUAAAGAAAAAUAUAAUUAUGUCACUUUAAUUCUAAGAUUAAUUAUUUUUAUUUAUUAAAAAGGUUAAAGUUUAUGUUAUGUAAAGUAUACGCUUUCAAAAUCCAUUGACUCCAUUGAUGGCUUUUAUUAUAGCGUCUUUUUACCAAUUUAAUUUUAACGAAGUAUGACGAAACAUAACAUGAAAACAUUUGCCAAUGCAAAUGUUUUCAUCAUAAAGCCUUAACGUAUUAUAUAUUAUAAUUUAAAAUCGAAAAACAGAUACAGCAAACAGCCGCCGUAAUUAGUCGCCUCGCUUAAAAUUACACUGUAACGUAAUUAUUUAAUGGAAAAUUUCACUCGUAAAAUACGCUUACUUUUAGCAAAGCAUAAAAUAUUUUACCAUCUGCUAUUACUAUGGCAUUUAAUGUACGAAUUAAUAAAGCUUAAUUAAUUCGUACAUUAAGGAGUUUAAGUUAUCGAUUGGAACUCACGACUUUACUUAUAAAUGUCUAGGGGGUGAUUAGUUAAACAAUACUGUCUUCUUCCUUCGAAUGUAAACCAAUGAUGAUAAAAAGAGACAUUCAAUGGUUUACUUAAUACCUACUAAAAACGUUUAUAAGUUAGACCGUUAAUUUUGACAUACAAUCACUUAUAGUAAUAAAAACCAUUUCUGACCAAUGGCUGCCAACUAUAUAGACAUCCUAGGACCCAUUUGGUAUAUAUGAAUCAACAGUUAAUUUUUAGGUACAUAUAAUUUUUGAUGAUUGGUAUACAGGGACGACUACAAAAGACCAUCAUCGACAUAUCAUCGACGCCAUUUUUUGUACCUUAUUAAGCGUACCUUAUUAAGUUUCUUCUGUAAUGUUUAGGAACCAGGGGCUUCACUAUACUAAACUGUACAUCCUAUCCUUAUAUAUUAUAACAAUGUAAAAGCGACGUAACUUGAAAAGCAACAUGACGGACUGUAACGGACUGGGACUUUUGAAUUCCAAUUGAAUUUGCUUAUGUGGUAUCUACAUUAUUUAUAGUAAAUAUAAGAGUAUUUUUAUUAAUAUAUACUUAUUUAAAAAAAUUAAAUUAUGUACCUAAAUUAUCGCCAGUAUUGUUAUAGACUUAGACAAUAAGAUAUAUAUUAAAUUUUUAUUUAAACACA